AUGGCCUCCCACGCGUUUGAUGACUUGGAUGCGUUCUUCGAUUUUGAUCAGUUGGAGCAUGACCAUGGAAUUCGCACUGUGACUACACCUUGCCAACAACAUGAUGACCCCUCUGUUCAUCCAGGCCAGGUCCUGUCUAUGGAUUGGGUUGCGGAUGCGCCCCAUGUUCUAGCGUCACCUGACUUCCAUACGCACAAUUUCAUCCAAAAGGCCAGCUAUCCUCAGACUUGUUCGUACGAAAUCAGACAUGAUGGAGAUGCUGGCACGUAUCCCCUUCCGCGCCCAGACUAUGAAGACGCGUCUGCUAGUCAGGACGCCACAUCUGAUCAAAACCCUCGCCCGUAUAUCGCGCCUUCAUCAUCAUCUCAGAUGCACUCACCCGGGCUCGGGAGCCCAGGCCGGGACAUCGCUGCUGAUUUGCAUGACGAAAAGGACCUUGUUCUACAUCCGACGCCAACAGCUAUACCGCUCCGGCAAGCUUCAACCGCCAGUUGGAAGCCUGCAUCAGCCAAGCGCAAAGGGGCCCAGAGCCGCAUCCCUUUGGAGGCUAGACAAAUUCUUGAGGACGAAUUCGCUGCGAAUCCUUAUCCAUGUUCGUGGGAGAUUGACAUCAUUGCCCACCAAGCCAACCUCGACGUGAAGAAAGUUCGUAAUUGGUUCAACAACACGAGAGCGAGAAAGAAGGGUGGUGAUGUUGACACACUUCAGCAAGAGCAUGUCGAUGCAGUCGGGUGCUUGUUGGGAGCAAGGCUAUCCAGAGACAGCCUGGGUGCACUCGAACAACAAGGCGCCGAAGACGUUCAGCCACCUCAGCCGUUGGCCGUUUAUCUUGCACAAUCAUAUCAAGAAGAGGCCGUUCAGCUUCCGGAUGUACAAGCGGCUCUCGAAACCGACACCCUAAGCGGCAGCGCAGACUUUCACGACGCCUGGUUGGGGAUGCCUCGAGGCCGCACUGGCUCUAUCAUUACUUCCGUAGAUUCUUCUGAUGGCACAGCUCCGACAAGCUUCACGGUUUCUUCAAGUGGGAGUCGCAGCAACAUCUCCUCUUUUGGUCGUGACCGGAGACGUGGUCGACGCCGGAUGGCAUGGAAAGAAUCGCCACACAACAACCGUGCGAAGUUCAAUGGGGUCAACAGUUCUGGCGAGCCACAAAAGGAUCUUGCUUUCUUCUGUACCUUCUGUCCACGAGCGUUCAAAACCAAAUACGAGUGGGUCAGGCACGAAGACUCUGUACAUGCACUCAGAACAACAUGGAUCUGUUGCGAUACGAAGGCUCCGUUUCUCCAGACGUGUCCAUUCUGUGGCCACAUGCAUCCUGAUGAUGCUCACAUGGCAGGACACAAAUAUCAACAAUGCUCGAACAAGCCAGAGUCUCAGCGGACGUUCUAUCGCCGAGAUCAUUUUAUUCAACACCUUCACCACAUUCAUUUCGCGAAUGCAAAACACCCUUCCGUCCGUGUUGGCUGUCAAGCGCGACUCAUGGCAACAGAGGGUCACAACUUUGGGUGCAAGGACCUGGCUAUGAGAUGGCGACGGUUCGGAGCUCCCAUGAAGCGAGACGACCCAAUGCUUCACUGUGGUAUGUGUGGUAAAAGGUCGAAAGACUGGUCUGAGCGUUGUGAGCAUGUCGCGCAACACCUCGUCGCUCGCGAGCACGAUCGCUCUGCCUGGUGGCCCGAGCGGAAAGAGAAUCACCUGGAAAACCUCUACUCAGCUUCGCCAUUUGAGUCGUUUCGUUGCCGCUAUUGCCUGAAAGUAUUCACGGAUGUCAAAGAGAUGAAUGCGCAUAGUCAUUGUAAGGUCUGGAGCUGUCGUUUCCUCAGAACCUUCGACGACGUUACUGCGAACAAUGCAGGCCCGCCACUCUGUUCAGACUUUCCCUCUGCAAAGGCCCAUCACUGUCAUUUAUGCGGUGCAGGAUAUCGUACGCCACAUGCCGAGCACGCGCAAAAUUAUCAUCGACAUCGUUCGUGCAAUCAGGAAUUUUACACGUCUGAGGACGCCUUCUUAGCACAUCUACACAACUUCCAUAACGCAUUACACCCGGCGCUGCUACAUGGGAGCUCAGUCAUCGAACAGAAUUUCCUUCGCAACAAGGGAGCCUCAUUCGAACCUGUCGAAUUUAAUGAAAGUUGGCAGCCAUGCCUGAUGGAUCUCGAUGAUGCUCCGAUAGGAUUUGCUGUUGACAAAGCCUCGACUCCGCCAAGCAUUGCGAAAAAAGGCAACGGACAUAUCAAGAAGCCAACACCUGUGCGCCAGAAGAUACGACAUGAUCUUCAACGAAGUCCUAUAGCGACUAUCAAGGCGCAACGGCAACGUUCAGAAACCAACACAUCAGGAAGUGAUUCCCACAGUCCUAGAUUCCUCCGUCUCAGUACUUUCGUGCCGUUUUGGUCGUCUCGCAUCUUUUAUUCACGUAGCAAUCGGCCUUAUCUCGUACCGAAGGAUAAUACCACUGUGCUGGAAGAAAUUCAGAAGCCUCAUGUUGCUUCCCUGGUCAUGAGCUCCGGUCUAGUGGGCAUGGCACUGACACGCUGGCUAAUCAAGCCUCAACAUUGUUCCUUAAGCGGGAUGACUGAGCUCAUAAUCAGCGAGGAUAACCGCGAAUCAUGA
Messenger RNA from Parastagonospora nodorum SN15, 2613 nucleotides. RefSeq lists its product as hypothetical. The coding region runs from base 1 to 2613 and encodes 870 amino acids. NCBI's taxonomy places the organism in Eukaryota, Fungi, Ascomycota, Dothideomycetes, Pleosporales, Phaeosphaeriaceae. Gene Ontology annotation, molecular function: DNA-binding transcription factor activity, RNA polymerase II-specific; DNA binding. The transcript has 3 exons. Gene Ontology annotation, biological process: regulation of DNA-templated transcription. The record is from RefSeq and is a predicted model, not a curated record.